Molecule: messenger RNA, 2266 nt
Organism: Cydia fagiglandana
Lineage: Eukaryota; Metazoa; Arthropoda; Insecta; Lepidoptera; Tortricidae
Gene: Zw10
Product: centromere/kinetochore protein zw10 homolog
Exons: 5
Coding region: 1-2205 (734 amino acids)
Biological process (GO): endoplasmic reticulum to Golgi vesicle-mediated transport; mitotic spindle assembly checkpoint signaling
Cellular component (GO): RZZ complex
Source: RefSeq, a predicted model, not a curated record
AUGGCAGAUUACAAUAUAGAUUCACUUUUGCAAACUAUUUUUGAUAGCACUGAAUGUAACACUUGGAAACCCUCAGAUAAAAUUCAACUUAUCAACAAAGAAUUGGAAAAGCUUAAAGCUGACACUAGGGAGUUCCUUAGCAAUGCCGACUAUGACAUAUCGGCAAUCGUUACUGAGAGCAACGAGCUGUGUGCUGAGAGUGGCGCCCUGGUGGAGGAGAUGGAAGCCUGCAGGGAGGAGAUAGAAGGGGAAACAAUGGCUGACAUCCUUCAGGCAAUAGACAAACAGAAUGAGCUGACCAAAGAAUUACAAACCGUAAACUUUGCCAUUAACCUAAUCUAUGAUGUAGUCACUUGUGGGAACUACGUUAAAGAAUUUGAAUCAGGCAGGGUUGAUAAAAGCUUCAACCGUGCUUGUGUAUCCGUAUAUGACUUGCUGCAGUUUUUAGAGAACCCGGCAGAGGGGUUCACAAGCCUCGACAUUUACAACACCACUAAACAAAAUGCACAAUUAAUAUUAGAGAGCCUGCUGCGUGACUUGUACACAGUAUGGGAUAGGAUGAUAGCAUACAACAUUAAGAGUGGGGCCAAGAAAACGGAAGUUACCAUUACUUUCAACAUGGAGGAGAGACUUGUUGUUGUUGAUGCAUUAAAUGCCCUCUGCAAGUGCAAGAGACUAAUGGAAAAGGUUACACAUGUAUCCCAGUUUCUUUUAAAAGAUGUCUUAGAACCAAUCAUACACUUUGACUGCACGGUUUAUGCAGAAACUGAUGAUCAAGUUAACAUAACAAUUAACCAUAAACAGAAGAAUCCUCCUUAUGACAAUGUCAUAGCUAACUUGAGGAUACUCUUCCAUUUUCUGAGUAACAAAUUAAACGUAGAUUUUGACUAUCAUAUGACUCUGAUGACACUUAUAGGUGAGACAAUUGCUGUAGAAUUCAUUGAUAUACUUGUCAAAGAUUGCCUUUUAGACACCAUACCAAAUAACUUGAAUGACUUGCAAACUUAUGGCAAGAUAACUGCUGAAAUAGAGGAUUUCCAGCGGUUUCUUUCAAUGGUGAAAUUCUUUUAUAAGGACAAAUACUCAUUAUUAGCGUACAUGAAAGAUAUUGACAUACUGUUUGCUAAUAAGUCCAGUCAGUACUUUCUCGAGACAGCACGAGCUAUUAUGCUGAAAGAUUUGAGUGUGACAAUGUCUAUUGGUGUGGAAAGUAUACCUGCGGACCCCGAGACACCGAGCACGUCAAAGUUAGAUAAAAGUACAGAGGAGGCCUUAAAAGUGUUUGACGAGACGCUGCCUAAAAGUUUGUUCUACUUUCCCCGCUGCAUGAUAUCGAAGACUGCUCAAGAGUUGCUGGACCUGGUGUAUGUGAUGAUGGAGCAGGCGGUGCAGUGCUCGGACGUGGUCUCCAAGAAGCUGUACAACACAACGAGACUUGUGUUUGAGUUGUAUGAUGCUGUAGUACCUUACCAUCAUGAGAAUUAUCUUCAGACCAUUCCUCAGUAUGUUGCUUUGUUCCACAACAACUGCAUGUUCCUGGCGCACCACCUGCAAACCUUCGGUGACAAGUGGCUCAUCCUGAUGGAAGGCCGGCGCAUGCAAUAUCCAGUCAGCUUUGUGGACCACGUGCAGCAGCUGCGCGCUCUCGCUCACACACAUCUAGCGGCGCAUAUGCGGCAGCAGCGCGCGCAGAUACUCGACAACAUACGCUCUUCUGAUCUGAACAACAUGGCGAUGAAGGAUGUCCUCGGCGACGACGCAGAAGCCGCGAUUCGUCAGAGCCUGCGGCAACUGCAACUGCUCAAGAACGUUUGGAUCGGCGUGCUGCCAUACAACGUGUUCACAAGGUUGAUGGCAACACUAGUGAACAUGUUUGUAGAGGAGCUGAUCCACCGCGUGUGCACCGUAGAAGACAUCUCCAUGGAGAUGGCCACGCAGCUCACUGAUAUGUACACGCUAGUCGUGCAGAAAGCCCCGCAACUAUUUCAGAAACCUAGCGAUGUGGAAGAGCACGUCAAAUCCUGGAUCAAGCUUCAAGAGCUCAUCUUUGUCCUUGGAGGUUCUCUGAAGGACAUAGACAACCACUGGAACGAAGGCAAGGGCCCGCUGGCCGUCCACUUCAAAACAGAGGAACUCCGGAGCCUCAUAAAAGCGCUGUUCCAAAACACACAGUUUAGAGCUAAUUUGCUGUCUAAGAUAAAGUAAAUGUGUUUUAUGCUAUUUCAGUCAUUAUAAUAAUAUUAAAAUAAAUAUGGUGUUGAUUGAA